AUGGAAUCCGAUUCAGACUCCGACGGUUCUCAUAUCUCCGCCACUCCUCCCCGUGACCCUUUUCCUUCACCGCCGCCAAAGCAGGUUCCUCCAGUUUCCCGUAAAGCACCGUCUUCUUCUUCUUCUUCUCGCUCGAAGCCCAAAGCACAUACGCAUCCGCAGGCUCCUGAUCACUCGGAGGAAGCUCCAGUACCAUCUUCCUAUCCUCCUCCACCUUCUUUAUUCACCGAUCUCCCCUUCCGGAUCUGCGAACCCUCGAAUCGAUCCCAACCCGCUGGGUCUUCCUCUUCCGUUUCGUCCUUCUAUAGACUCCCGAGAGCGAAUACAUCGGAAUCGGAAUCCCAAUCGAGUAGCGUCAAUCAUGUCCUCCCAGAGCUCCCUCACGUGCCAGUCGUUAGAAGAAAGCCUCCUAACCUCAUCACGGAUUCUAUAACUUCUCAGCCGGUUAAAGCUCCGGUGGUGUUUCGUAGCGGCGGCGAGGGUAAUUUCGUGAAAUUGAACUUGAACGGCAAGAGAGGGAAGAAGUUUCCCAGCAAAUACAAAAGCGCAUCCAAAUCCAGAAGCAAAUUCGCAUACAGAGGGAAGAGAUACAAGAAGUCAGAAGCUAACGGCGAAGAAGAAGAAGGUGAAACUUGGUUGGAUGAAGAGUCUGAUUUGCAGAGAGAUAAUGGUUUUAUCAGCUCGGUAGAGGAAGCUGUUCUUGCAGUGAAGGCUGAGGCUUCUGAUGAGAAUCUGACGAAGCUGUUGAGUUUAGUGUAUGGUUAUGAGUCUUUUAGGGAUGGGCAGUUGCAGGCUAUCAAGAUGGUUCUUUCUGGGAGUUCAACCAUGCUUGUGUUGCCUACUGGUGCUGGCAAGUCUCUCUGCUACCAGAUUCCGGCUAUGAUUCUUCCUGGGAUCACGCUCGUUGUGAGCCCUUUGGUUUCGCUGAUGAUUGAUCAGUUGAAGCAUUUGCCUUCGGUUAUUAAGGGUGGUCUCUUAAGCAGUAGCCAGAGACCUGAGGAAGCAACAGAAACAUUGAGGAAACUCAAAGAAGGCAUAAUAAAGGUUCUCUUUGUGUCUCCCGAGAGGCUUCUGAACGUAGAGUUUUUGUCAAUGUUUCGCAUGUCUUUAUCUGUGUCGCUUGUCGUUGUGGAUGAGGCACACUGCGUAUCAGAAUGGUCUCAUAACUUCCGCCCUUCAUACAUGAGACUCAAGGCGUCAAUGCUGUAUUCUGCACUCACGGCAGAUUGCAUUCUUGCAAUGACUGCAACCGCCACUACUAUGACUCUUCAGGCUGUCAUGUCGGCACUAGAGAUACCGUCAACCAAUCUUAUUCAAAAGUCACAACUCAGAGAAAAUUUCGAGCUGUCUGUCUCAUUGAGCGGAGCUAACAGACUGAAAGAUCUAUUGAUUUUGAUGGAGUCUCAACCAUAUAAGAAGAUUCGGAGCAUUAUCGUGUACUGCAAAUUUCAGUAUGAGACUGACAUGAUAAGCAAGUAUUUACGUGAUAACAACAUCACUGCAAAGGGUUAUCAUAGUGGUCUUCCAGCGAAAGACCGUGUUCGCAUACAAGAGUCAUUUUGUUCCAAUAAGAUUAGAGUGGUUGUUGCAACUGUGGCAUUCGGCAUGGGACUUGACAAAGGAGAUGUUGGAGCUGUAAUCCAUUUCAGCGUGCCAGGCAGUUUGGAAGAAUACGUUCAGGAAAUUGGACGUGCUGGUCGUGACGGGCGGUUAUCUUAUUGUCAUCUCUUUUAUGAUGAGGACACAUAUCUAAAGCUUCGGAGUCUUUCACACAGUGAUGGUGUUGAUGAAUAUGCAGUUGGAAAAUUUCUCACCCAUGUGUUCUCAUCUGACACAAAGCAACAUGAGAAGAUAUGCUCCAUAGUCAUUGAAUCUGCCUCUCAUAAAUUUGACAUGAAGGAAGAGGUUAUGCAAACGAUUUUGACACAUUUAGAGUUGGGGGAAGUGCAAUACUUACGUAUGCUUCCACAGGUUAACGUAUGUUGCACGUUGAACUUCCACAAGUCUUCUCCAAAUAUUCUGGCUGCACGAAACAUCAUAGUUGCAGCAAUUCUGAAGAAGUCUCACGUGAAGCAAGGGUUAUAUGUCUUCGAUAUCCCAACAGUGGCCUCUAGCACAGGUGUUGCAGCAACAGAUGUCUUGGCUGAGAUUCAAACUCUGAAGAUGAAGGGGGAAGUAACAUACGAGACGAAGGACCCCGCCUUUUGUUACACAAUCUUAGAAUCUCCAAAGGAUACAUCUUCGUUGUCCAGCCAUCUUACCAAGUGGCUCGCAGAGGUUGAAUCUUGCAAAGUAAGGAAACUAGAUAUUAUGUCAAGUGCAGCCAUGGCUGCUAUAAAUGUCUCCAACACUUCAGAAACUAGUUCGGGUGCCAAGCAAACUCUGAGCCUGCAAAGCAGAAUCUUGGAUUACUUCAAUGGAGACGAAAACUGUGACGUUCCGAGCAAGACGACUCAAAAUUGUUCCUUUCUACGAGCAGACAUAAAGGUGUUCUUGCAGAGUAAUCGCCAGGCCAAGUUCACGCCAAGAGCCAUAGCGAGGAUAAUGCAUGGAGUUGGAAGUCCAGCUUUUCCUAAUUCAAUCUGGUCCAAGACACAUUUCUGGGGAAGGUAUAUGAGCGUAGACUUCCGAGCGAUAAUGGAAGCUGCACAAACAGAGCUAAUGAAUUUUGUUGAUAGAAAUGCGGCUUUAGCUUCAUAG
Molecule: messenger RNA, 2700 nt
Organism: Brassica rapa (field mustard)
Lineage: Eukaryota; Viridiplantae; Streptophyta; Magnoliopsida; Brassicales; Brassicaceae
Product: ATP-dependent DNA helicase Q-like 5
Biological process (GO): double-strand break repair via homologous recombination
Cellular component (GO): nucleus; chromosome; cytoplasm
Molecular function (GO): 3'-5' DNA helicase activity; nucleic acid binding; four-way junction helicase activity
Source: RefSeq, a predicted model, not a curated record